Molecule: messenger RNA, 642 nt
Organism: Gossypium raimondii (Peruvian cotton)
Lineage: Eukaryota; Viridiplantae; Streptophyta; Magnoliopsida; Malvales; Malvaceae
Exons: 3
Coding region: 1-642 (213 amino acids)
Source: RefSeq, a predicted model, not a curated record
AUGGUAUUACGACAAUUUGUAGAGGGUUUUUCACUAAUUGCAGCACCCUUGACUAAGCUACUACGUAAGGGUGUGUCGUUUAACUGGACUGAUGUGCAACAAGAGGGCUUUGAUAAGUUCAAAACUAUACUGACUGAGGCCCCUGUUUUGAUACAGCCAGAGUCUGGAAAAGAUUUUAUUGUCUACAGCGAUGCUUCACAUGUCGAUUUCGGAUGUGUGUUGAUGCAAGAGGGUAAGGUGGUAGCUUUAUUUGAUGAUGGUAGUCUAUUGGCUGAACUCCAAGUUAAACCGAUGUGGAUAGAGCAGAUUAAGGGUAAACAGUUGGAGGAUGAGUCUUUAGGUCUUCGCUUUCGACAAAUUGAUAGUGGGAAUACUGUGGAUUUUGGACUGGAUAGUGAAGGGGUUCUCUGUGUCCGUAGGAGAAUCUGUGCACCGAAUGAUAUGCAUCAUGGUAGAAAUAAGAUAUACCAAGACCUUCAUGAGUUAUAUUGGUGGCCAGGUCUUAAGCGUGAGUUGCCUUCAAGGUUGUUGCAGCCAGUUAAGAUUCCACUUUGGGAGUGGGAGCGGGAGACUAUGGACUUCGUUAGCGGGUUGCCUCUAACACCUACUAAGAAUGAUUCUGUAUGGGUCAUCGUGGAUUGA